Messenger RNA from Cladophialophora psammophila CBS 110553, 1455 nucleotides. RefSeq lists its product as uncharacterized. Lineage: Eukaryota; Fungi; Ascomycota; Eurotiomycetes; Chaetothyriales; Herpotrichiellaceae. The transcript is spliced from 10 exons. Gene Ontology annotation, biological process: transmembrane transport. The record is from RefSeq and is a predicted model, not a curated record. The coding region runs from base 1 to 1455 and encodes 484 amino acids. Gene Ontology annotation, cellular component: membrane. Gene Ontology annotation, molecular function: transmembrane transporter activity.
AUGGAUUCGAAACCGUACCCACACGUCGAAGAGCUCGAGAGCUCCCCCUCUUGUGACCCCCAAGCACGAGCGGAGGACCUGGUCCCAGAAACCCCUACAGCAAAGAGGAAUUGGAGGAGUUACAUCUGGGACUCACUUGACAAGUCUCCAGAAGAAAGAAAAUUCGUGUUCAAACUCGACUGCGCUCUGUUGACUUUUGGCUGUCUCGGAUACUUUAUUAAAUACCUUGAUCAAGCAAACUUGAACAAUGCAUUUGUUUCUGGAAUGAAAGAGGAUCUCAACCUUUACGGCAACCAAUUGAACUAUAUGCAGACGUGCUAUUCUGCGGGAUAUGUUAUUGGCGGCCUGCCUACCAAUAUGAUUCUCACACGCGUGAGGCCAUCUAUCUUUAUUCCAUGCAUGGAGCUCCUGUGGACUAUUUGCACCAUGGCAUCUUCUCGAGCUCGAGAUGCUCAUCAAUUCUACGCCAUCCGUUUCUUCGUUGGCUUGUUCGAAAGUGCACUCUAUCCUGGCAUGAUAUACAUCAUUGGAUCUUGGUAUCGAUCGGAUGAAUUAGCCAAGAGGUCUUGCAUCUUUCAGGCUGCCUAUCCCAUCGGUACUAUGUUCUCUGGCUAUCUGAUGGCUGCCGUCUACCACCUGGACGGCGUUGGAGGUCUUCGUGGCUGGCAAUGGCUGUAUAUCAUGGACGGCGUCAUCUCGCUCCCUGUGGCUAUUGCUGGGUUUUUCAUAAUACCCGAUUUUCCAGACAUCACUCGUGCCUGGUAUUUCACGGAACAGGAUAUCGCUCUGGCAAGAAAGCGGAUACAACUUGAAGGGCGAGCGACUCGUCAGCCGUACACGCGAGCCAAGUUCUGGAAGAUUCUGACUUCAUGGCACAUCUGGUGCCUCAUACCCCUUUACGUCUGCUGGAACAAUGGCGGUGCUUCUGGACAACCAGUCUUUGCCCAGUUUUUAAAGGACUCAACAACCCCCAAAUACAGCAUACCACAAAUCAAUAACUAUCCCACCUCGACGUACGGAGUGCAAGUCUUUUGCACUCUGGUUUUUGCCUGGACGUCCGACUCUGUCUUGAAAGGUCGAAGAUGGCCCUCAAUAAUCAUUGGAGGUAUCUUCAACAUCAUCUGCUACAUAUCACUCUGGAUAUGGGACAUCCCUGACGGCUGGCGGUGGGCAUGCUACAUUCUGAUGGGAGUCGGCGCCGCGCUUGCUGGGAUCAUCAUGAGUUGGGCUCACGAAAUCUGCUCUGCGGACAAUGAAGAGCGGGCCAUGGUCACCGGCGGCAUGAACCAGAUGGCGUACGUGAUCCAGAUCUGGCUCCCUCUGAUCAUCUGGCAGCAAAUCCAUGCCCCAAAGUAUACGGCCGGAUUCGCAACCGUCUUGUUUAUCGGUGGCCCGGUGAUGAUCGGGUUGGCUAUACUAACCAUGUGGUUGCACAAGAGAGAGAAAUACAAGUGA